Messenger RNA from Gadus morhua (Atlantic cod), 1662 nucleotides. The record is from RefSeq and is a predicted model, not a curated record. The coding region runs from base 268 to 984 and encodes 238 amino acids. The transcript is spliced from 8 exons. Lineage: Eukaryota; Metazoa; Chordata; Actinopteri; Gadiformes; Gadidae. Gene Ontology annotation, molecular function: DNA binding.
GCCGCGCCGCUGCUCGUGGGCCGCGAUGAUUGGCCUGAAGACCAGCAUGGCAAUAUUUCCUACACAGGUGUCCGUGUCAAGGCACUGAGAGUGUAUGUAAAUACAAUUAAGUGAAACUCGUCACUGACGAGUGUACAGCGACGUCAAACAAACCCCUCAAAGAAACUUUAGUCCACACAGGUUGAGUUGUAAUUGGAUUGGGUAAAUUCGACUGGUUUGAUGAGAGCAGACCAUCACUAAAGGCCUGUAUCUGAGGUGAGAUGAAAGAUGCCGCAGAUCGCGGCCACCACAGUGCUGCAGCUUGCGCUGCUCCUCUCUGCCCUUCCCGCCCAGUAUUUGAUCUCGCGCUGGAGCGGGUCGACGGUGGCGCAGCGCUUCCACGCAAUCACGCGGUUGCGUGGGAUCUGGAGAGAAUGGAAGGCAUCAUACCUCAACAGCACGGCGUGGAGCGAAUCGGUGCACGAGCACAUGUCUAAAGUCAGGUCUCUGAUUGGUUUAGGGGAGGGAGGCCAGGUCUCACCAGAAUUAACUGAUCCUGAAUGGACGAUGUUGGACAAUGAUCAGGGCUAUUUUGGAGCUUCUAGGGCCGUGCGUAGCCCCCGCCCACUCUUCGUCUUCCUGCGGGUGGGCGAGGUGGUGAGGGAGAGGAAGGCUAACAUGGUCGGCGUGGUGAUAGGCUGGGAUGAUGAGCUCCGGGCCCCUGAGGAGUGGCUCAACAAAGUGUACUCCGACCAUGAGGAGGCCAAAGUACUGCAUACGCCCCACUACAAGGUUCUAUUCCAAGGCCCAGGAGCUAAGUCUGUCCUGAUUGCUUACCUCCCUCAAACACAGCUGGAGCGCAUCACUGAUGUGGAGCUGACGAUCCCCACAUUGGAUAAGUACUUCACCCACUUCAACGGCAAACAGUUCGUCAUGCAGAGCUGGCUCAGAGAGAUGUACCCCGACGACGAGAUCGAGGACGAAGAAGAGACAUGGCUCCAUUGAAGUGUGUUUCUUCCGGGCCUUGUCCAGGAACGUGAAGGUGACCGACACCCGCGACGACGCCCACGCCACAGUCCGACCGUGGGUGACAGAACGGGUGGCCUCCCCCUCUCUCUUGACCCCGUCCUCCCCCUCCUGUUCCUCAUCCCCGUCCUCUGGGCUCCUCCACUCGCGUGUCUCCUCCUCUCUGACCAGCAGGGGGGGCCCCAGAGUCUGCCCCAGCAGGUGGCUCAGGUCGCUGGCCUUGCGCUGGGCGUUUUCAACCGCCUCGAGACACACCCUGCAUCUACAGGACGCAGAGACACGCGGGAGGACUGUUACGGACAAGCAUGGGGUGGCUGGGAGUUGGAUAGGUGGGAUGGAGGGAUAAUGGAUUGACCUUUUUUUUGUGGAAUUACCAAACAUUCACUGCUUGUAACGUCAUUGUUGCAAAUCAAAGACAGCAUUGAUGUAUUUGUGCGUGUGUUACAGGAAGGACUUAGAGAUAGUGAUCACUUAUGUGUAUACACCUAACAACGAAAAUCCACAGUUGCAUAAUCACAGAGACUACGUCUAAUGACAAAACGGUCCAUUGAAAGAUGAUUUAGAAUGAGCAAAUAGUCAUAAUUCGUAACGAAGGAACAGCAACUGUUGGAUGUUUCAUUGAAUGUCAAAUUAUGAUAAAUACGACAAUAUACAGUG